AUGGAUAAAUUGACGUUGAGAAUGUGUUCCUGGAAUUUCUCGGUCAAGGAUGAUCUUAUUAAUUUUGAGUUGAACUGGAAUCCGGAAGUCUCGAUAAAAUCGAGAUCAUCCACCGCCUUUUUGAUUCGAAUAACUGAUUGGAUGAGUGAGCUACACGAGUAUCGAAUGAUGUUUAUGCUCGAAAUGAUGUCCACAUUCGAGAUUCAAAUCGUUGAAAGCGAUCGUCCGAUUUGGCUCGCUUUGUUUUUCGCUGAUAAUGGAUUGCAUUUCUUGAAAAACAUUCAAUCGAACCCAACAAACCCAAACUGUUCCUACAAUUUUCUCGUAAUUGGGCCACCUGGAAAAGAUGCUGAUGGGGACUAUCCAUAUUACGAUUGGUAUGAAGAAAAACAAGAAUUAUGCGAUGGAACAGCGAUUGUCACCUCACAAGCCUAUUACGAUGCUUUACACACACCCGACGCCGCCUACGUUCUCAAUCGGAAUAUCUUUUGCAAUGAAGAAUCAAUCGAUGUGAUCGUUGAAUUGAUUGGCAUUCUUGACGAUUUGCCUCUGAAUAUAACUUGUUAUGAUAGUGAGAGGAACAUCGUGAAUUUG
This is a messenger RNA of Mesorhabditis belari, 594 nucleotides long. NCBI's taxonomy places the organism in Eukaryota, Metazoa, Nematoda, Chromadorea, Rhabditida, Rhabditidae. The record is from the annotation of a GenBank genome assembly.